Penicillium griseofulvum is the source of this 1131-nucleotide messenger RNA. Its product is annotated as F-box domain protein. NCBI's taxonomy places the organism in Eukaryota, Fungi, Ascomycota, Eurotiomycetes, Eurotiales, Aspergillaceae. The coding region runs from base 1 to 1131 and encodes 376 amino acids. The record is from RefSeq and is a predicted model, not a curated record. The transcript is spliced from 2 exons.
AUGCAUAUCGCCAAAUUCAUUCUUGAUGACUGGUCCAAGUUGGAGAUACCCAGUUCCCAAGACAGAUUGCGAAGGCUCUGCUCUGUUUCGCGCCAGUGGUACUCUGCUGGCAUCGAAUAUCUCUACUACCGACCUCUACUUCACCGAGGGAAUAGCUUUACACUAUUCACCAACACUGUGUGCCCGCCAAUUCGCUCCCGGCAACGAAAAGUGGACUUGGGCUCGCUCGUUCACGCCCUGAACCUCGGCCCUUUGGUACAUCACAGCUCCAAUAGCUUGACCGCACGGCUUCUAGGUCGAGUGAAGAAAAAUCUGGAGAUAUUUGUUGCUCCAAGGGUAUCUUUUGCCGUCAAUAGCCUUGCGCCUUUAGCCAAGUGCAAGGAGCUUUCCUAUCUGUGUCUUAGCACGGUGGCUGAUCCAAUCCCAUUUUCUACUCUCAAGAAAGCCAUCAGCGGUCUUGACAAACUGAAAUCGAUUGAGCUUCCACGAUCAACGUGUAUCACGGAUGAUGGUUCGACUGAUGAUUGGCCACCCAAUCUGGAAUACCUCAAGAUUGGCGGGAAAUUUGACAUCGAGAAAAUGUCUUCUUUCAGGUGGCCCCCCAAUCUGGUAGGAUUGACACUUUGUGGUUGCGAGGAUCUAGACACUUUCGGCUUGGAAGGGAUUCUUAUCAACGAGCAGCUCCGCACCACGCUUGAGCAGUUGACCAUUCACAGCUACAAUCGCGGGAUGUUUAUGGAGGUAUCGUCUGACAUCUUAUCGACACUCACUGCUUUGAACUCUCUCCGGAUACCCGUUGAUAUGCUUUACACCUUACUCAUUCUUCCUUCAUCUGAGUUCCCAAGUUCUCCUAUGUCAAUUCGUGAGCUGGAACUCCUAUCACCACAUGACGAGGAUUUUUCUUCUGCGCUGGUUUUUCAUCCCAAUGACCUUUGCAAGGCCUUGAAAACGGAUCUUUCUCGAGUGUGCUAUAUUGGUAUCAGCCCUGGCUGUCUUGACAUAAUACCCGAAAAAUGGCAUGACGAAAUUGACAAGUGGGUGUGGAAGAACAUUGACAAGUGCUCUGAGGAGGAAUUCUAUGCUCUUUCUGACGUGGGCGUCGGUGUCAUGGAUAGGGAGCCAUUCUGCUAA